CACUAUCCUCCUCCUUCAGUGGGGCUUCUCUGUCGCAGCUGCAGCUCCUCUUUCCCUUCCUCUGGUCCUGUAAAUGAAACGGAAUAAUAAAAUCGAGGGCUUCACAUUUUAACCGUGUCAGAUCUUGGGUAUCCUCCCAGUUUUUUCACCCUGCUUGGGCUUGCCUGCCUAUUGUUUUGUUCUCCCAGCCCCCUUGCUGUCUUUGCUGGUUUGUUAAACAAAAGGACCUUAUGGGGCCUCAGCAGCAAUUGCUAGGCUCAUCCUAUUUUUGUUCAUUCUGCAGCCACCAUGGGACUGGCUAGUGUGCAGAAAGGCACAUGCGCAGUGAGGCAUCUCGGAGCUGUCCGUUCAGCACCAUGCGAUUCUGAAGAGCAGAAGCUGUGGAACUGUAUCCUACAUUGGAUCCCCGCAAGGAGGAUGAGACAUUUCAGCACGGAUAUAUUUCAGUCUAACGUUGGUCAGAUGUCACAAUCCAUCAAAGCUGAUCCUUACUGAGCACAGAGGAGCCCUGUUUGGUGCUGGAAAUCUGGCAGGACCUUCUGUUUGUUCCACCGGAUUAAAGUAUAUUCCCCUUUCAGCAGAAAAGGUUCAUCACUUGGUUAAGGGGAUUUACAGGGCAGUGACCAUUUCUCACUUCCCAUGAAUGAAACUGAAAGAAUUAAUGAAAGAUGUAUCAAUGCCAUAUACAUGAAGUUAAAGGAUCAUAGGGUGGUAUCUGGUUCCAUUGGAUGUAGCUGAUACUAUCAGUUUUAACUAUGGCUCAGGCUGGUGGGGUAGUUCACUUUCUUCCGGAAGGGGACUGCAUUCUUUCAUCUCCAAGAUCUAUUCGAGCAAUUGAUGUUAAGCCAUGGCUGUCGUCAUUGAGUUCUGAUUCAGCUUGUAGUACCCAACGUUGCUUUACACCUACUCUCAACUCUCGGAGAAUCCAGGUUUUGAAAAAAAGCCUCACCCCUGAAACCCGACGUUCUCAUCUUGGAAUGUAUAAUAGUACAGGGUCUUUGGUUUGUAAUCCUUCUGAGACUGUAUAUAAAUCUGGGAGAGUAACAGCACCAUGUAGUCCACUCCGAAGCAGAGAAAAUGAUCCUCUUUAUUCCCCUGGUAGUAGGAAACCCUUAGUUUUGCCUCAGAAUCUUGGACAAAGUUCUAUUGUAACUUUUACAUUUGUCAAAAAAUCCAGUGUUCAGACUUUAAAUGGUGUCUCAACAUUGUGUGACUCUGAUCAAGACAAGCAACAGCGACAGGAAGAAGACCAAAGAGGUCCAUGUUAUAACAAAGAAAAAGAGUCAAGCAUUUGCCUUGAAAAAUCAGCUGUCAAUCCGGACUGUAUUAGUAAUACUGAACUAAAGGUUGGCUCUCCUCAAUUAAAAUUAGCUUCACACUCUAGAGACAGAACACAAUUAGCUUGCAAUAGUCCUCAGACAGGACAAAGAAAAUAUCAUUCUGAAUUUGGGAUACAGAGUCCUUCUUCUGCAAGUUCUCAAGAUUUUAAUCUGAAUCAAUCUGUCAGUUCUUCCAGUCAAUAUGAUUGCUCCAAGAAUCUGUCACUGGACCUAAAGUCAUCUACAAAUAGCCCACUUAAAACCUCAAGUCCAUCACAAAGUCCAUUGUUAAGAAGACUUGCAAAUGAUAGAAAUGCCUGUAAAGAUCAUAUCACGUCUUCAAUCCAGGAAACGAAUGAAGAAUCGUCAAGUAGCGUCAGAAGUCCUAGAAAAUCAGAACCGAACCAACAGGCUGAUCCUUGGGGAUUUCCAAAAGAAGUCUCAUUACAUGCGCAGAAGAUAGCAAAGGCAAAGUGGGAAUUCUUCUAUGGCUCAACUGAUUCACAAAAGGAAGAUUCAGAACAGACUGAGAUACUUUCUACCCCUUGCUCACCAAAUGCCUCUGGUAGUUUAGAAAAGAGACACUGCCAUCAGGAAACUGAUCUGCUCAAACACAAUCUGUGUCAUGUGGAAGUAGAAAUAGAGACUACCUCUUCUGUGGAUCCAAAGCCUGAUAGCUGUGAGACAGGCAUUAUCCGCAGAACUAUUAAAUACUCUGAAACGGAUCUGGACUCUGUACCACUAAGGUGCUACCGGGAGACAAACAUAGACGAUAUACUGGCUGAGAAUGAAGGCUUGGACUCAGCUAUUGGCAGCCAAAAGGACAGUGAGAGCAACACAGAGACAAGUGCUGAGAAAACCAAUGAGCAGAACGAACAAACUACAGUCGAAAACAACCGUGUUUUUGCCAACAAUCCAGGACGGGACAAUGGCGAAGAGGAUGAAGAUGAAGUGUUUGAAGCAACAAAAGUUGGAGAAACCAACAGGGUGAAUGCACAGCUGCCCAUUAAAACCCCACUGCCAUUCCUCCUCUGCCAUCGGCUUUCAGAAGAUGGAAUGGACUCAUUCAGCAAACAUUUUGAAAACAUUAUGGAAUCUCAUAGGGCCAAAGGCACCUCUUACUCCAGCCUGGAUUCUAUUGACAUACUCUCGUCUCCAGCUCAGAAUCAACACAGCUUCUUCACCUUUGACCUGCCAACUCUAACCUCUGAAACUCAGAAGCAGAUCUGCAAAAACGCUCAGCUUAUUGAAGAUAAUUUUGCCCCCUUGGCUCACCUGGAACUGGAUUCUGGAACAAGUUCCACCACUGACUCAGCCUGGAGUGAAAGGGAAGAUGACACUGUGAAUGCUGCAGGGGCAACAAACAAUGCAUUACGCAGCCCUACCCAGUCUGAAGACAGCUUAAUCAUAGCGGAUGCCAUUAUACAAAGUGAACCUCCCCUUGGCAAUUUGGCCUCUGAAUUUGACUCUGAGAUGGAUAGCACAGAGCGAUUAGCUCUAGGAAGCACAGAUACCCUGUCUAAUGGCCACAAGGCGGACCAAGAAGCUGCAAAACGUCUGGCAAAGAGACUUUACAAUCUUGAUGGGUUCAAGAAAGCUGAUGUGGCGAGGCACCUGGGGAAGAAGUACGUCAAUGAGUUCAGUAAGAUGGUUGCAGAGGAGUACCUCAAGUUUUUUGUCUUCACAGGGAUGUCUCUUGACCAAGCCCUCAGGAUGUUUCUCAAAGAGUUGGCUCUUAUGGGAGAGACACAGGAAAGGGAGAGGAUAUUAGCUCAUUUCUCUCAGCGAUAUCAUCAAUGUAAUAGCAACAGCAUCACUUCAGAAGAUGGUGUCCACACAUUGACAUGUGCACUCAUGCUGUUGAACACAGAUCUACACGGCCAUAAUAUUGGCAAGAGGAUGUCCUGCUCAGAAUUCAUUGGAAACUUGGAAGGUCUGAAUGGAGGGAAAGAUUUUCCAAGGGAACUUCUCAAGGCUUUAUACAGCUCCAUAAAGAAUGAGAAGUUACAGUGGACAAUAGAUGAAGAGGAACUUAGAAGAUCACUUUCAGAGCUGGCUGACCCUAACCCCAAAUCCAUAAAGCGCAUUAAUAGCUGUGGAAAACCUUUCCUGGACUUCUCCCAGGACCCAAACAUUACUACCUAUAAAUAUGGGGUACUUGUGCGCAAAACCCAUGCUGAUCCAGACUGCAAAAAAACUCCUAGAGGAAAGCGAGGAUGGAAGACAUUCCAUGGGAUAUUAAAAGGGAUGAUCCUCUAUUUACAGAAGGAGGAGUAUAAGCCAGGAAAACCGCUUUCCGAAGAAGAUUUAAAAAAUGCCAUCAGUAUCCAUCAUUCUCUGGCCACUAGAGCCUCCGAUUAUAACAAAAGGCCAAAUGUCUUCUACCUUCGCACUGCAGACUGGAGAGUAUUCCUCUUUCAAGCUCAAAAUCCUGAGCAGAUGCAUUCCUGGAUCACCCGCAUUAAUGUUGUGGCAGCCAUGUUUUCUGCCCCACCUUUCCCUGCUGCUAUUGGCUCCUAUAAGAAAUUCAGUAGGCCUCUCCUGCCAAGUUCUAUAACACGGCUUUCCCAGGAGGAACAGGUGAAGACCCACGAAUCUAAGUUCAAGACCAUGUCAUCAAGUUUGAUAGAACAUCGAUCAUCUCCCCCAGACAAGAAGAUUAAAGGAAAAGAGAUUGAAGAAUUUAAACAGAAGGAAGACUAUUUAGAAUUUGAGAAAUCGCGUUACGGCACCUACGCAAUGCUCCUCAGAGCCAAGCUCAAGGCAGGCACAGAAGACCUGGAAGCAUUUGAAACAACUUUGUUUGACUCUGCAGAGAAUGAUGAUGAUGGGCUAAAAAAGUCUCGUUCUAGUCCCUCUCUAAACAUUGACCCACCACCUGCAUCUACCAAAGCCAAGUGCCACGUGUCCUCUCGCGGAAGCUGCAGACCAGCACACAGCAGCAGUCGGCAGAAAUCCUGAAUAAUCUGUUUGCUGCUAUGUUGGAGAGAUAACAUGAGGCCCUUCCUUCCUCUAUACCUAGCCCCUAAGGUUCAGAGCUGGUACCAUGAAGCGUUGCAUGAUUUAAUUCCUUUUUGCAGGUAAGCACUUUGCCAAGCUAAGCCUCUGCAGAGCCUUUGAGAACAGAGCUGGAAAUCCCUGCAAUCCUGGAUUAUGAGAAUCUUGUUGUACAAUCGCUAUUAGCACUGCCUAGUCGUACUGUAGGAGAGUGCGCAAGGGGCAAAGGGCAGGUGUGAAAAGCUGCUCGCUGUGUAUUUACCUGUGGCCACAAAUGAUUCUAAACUUCUGUUUUUAUAUUUAAAGCCAUUAAAAUCCAGUGGGACCAUAUUUUAGUUGUAAACUACCAAAAAAAAAAAAAAAGAAAGAAAUUCUGCUCAAUUAGCGUGGGACUAUUUUACAUACCUAAGUGGACUUCAUUGGUAAAUCUCAUACAGCACAUGAACUUUGCUACAAUGUAAUCUUUUUUUAUGAGAACAAUUAAAAGAUUAAGGCCUAACAUUCUUAACAAAAAAAGGGCAAUGUACAGAAUUUCUAAUUUUCUAUUUAAGAUGCCGAGUCUUGAUGUGGAGAAACGUUAGAACUGAGAACACACACUGGAUUUCCCAGAAGGCUUUGGCGUAUCGGCUUCUUUAUUUUAGGACGGCGCCAUUUUGAACCAGUUUCUUACUGGAUUCCUCCUUUUUGUGAUGUAUUUUUGCACUUUUCCUAUUUGCUGAGUCUAAGAUUGUCAGGCUGAUUUUUCUACAAUCUAUACUCUUUUUGAGGGCUGGGAAAUAUUCGUGACUAAACUUUUUGAAUGUCAGACUCCAUUAAAGCUCUGAAGGGAAAUUCACUUUCGCACAACAAUGGCAAGAGCAAUGCAAAUCUCUCUGCAUGCGCAACGAAUGAUGUGACAACGCUGACUUUUCCUUCCCCAUAGACAAUGGAACUGGCCAGUCAUCAACUCUUUUUGUUCUUUUUAAAUUGGACACCUGAUAUAUACCAGCAGAGUUUACCUAUAUCAGAGCUACUGAAGUGUGGGAAUAUGGGAAUGUAGAAUAUAGCUGUUAUCUCUUGUGAAUUACCUAGGUAUGCUACCCUGGCAAGUGAUGUCAGAGGUGUUGUGUGGCCCUUCAAUUUUGUGAACUACAACUCCCAGCAUCCCCUAAUUUGCAGCUCAUAAUAGUUGGUGGGCCACAUUUCUAAUGCUUGGUUGAUAAAAAAGCAAGUGUUUCACUCUUUAACUUAGAACAGGCAGAGGGCAGAUAGGAAUAGGAUAAAAGGUUUGUCAUUUUUCAACAAUGUUUGCUUAUUCCAGUUUUAAAGUACCAUAAUGAAUACUAACAGGGUAGCCCAAAAUGUCAUACUAAAUGAUAUACAAUAAUAAUAUACAAUUCUUGUGAGUAAUAGGAUAUUACUUCAAAGUCAUAUGGGUCUCAUUUAUUACAUUUUGGGCAAAUCUUCCUCUGUGCACCAAUCAGCAAUUGUCUUUUAGAGUAAUGGAUAAGAAUCUCUGAUUAAUUGCUGUGGGUCCAGAAAUGAUAUUUAAUUAGAAUGGUACAGAUAUCCUUACACAGACUGUUUCAUUUAUCCAGUGAUGUAUUAGGAAAUGAAAUGUACAUUGCGGUUGUCUCACGUGGAAAUGACUAUUUGGUUUUGGUCCCAGAAGCAAAAUAAAUUAAUUAAUCUUAUAUAGGAACUCAAGCAGACUUCCCUGCAGCAAGUUAUAUUCUCUUAACCAACCCCUCCAUUCUCCUCAAGUACAGAAUUAGGCAAAACACAGGUACAGUGAGAAUUUACUGAUAUAUAAAAGGUAAAACUAGAAUGCACAUAUUGUUACUAGAAAUAAAAGCCAUAGCAUCACAGGAGAUAGGCCCCUUUACUAUUCUUCUUGUAACAAACAGAGGAAGGAUGGGGGGUAUUUAAAAGGCAUAAAAAUGCAUCAUAGUUCUAGCUAGCUUUAAACGCAAGUCUGGCUAAAUAAAUAUAUAUAGUGUUAAUGUCUUUCCUUCACAAGUCGUCUUGCUGGUAAAAACAAGUUAUUUUUAUCUGAUGCUCUCUAAAGAGAAAACAAAAACUUCUGUAUAGGGUGUAUAGGGUUCCCUUCACUUCUGGUAACUUAGCGGUAAAGGUCAUUCUACCCUUGUAGUAUUGUUUUCUUAUUUUCAACUAUUCACAAGUUUAAGUUUUCACAGUGUCCAUUCAAAUAUCCAAAUCUAUUUCAUAGGCCUCAUUCAAAAUAGGAGUCAAAGCUAUCACAAAUGAAUUGGAAAAAUUUUGUUUGAACAAGGAGACUUAAAAUUAGUUGAGAAGAAGCCUGACUGAGAGCCAGAGACUUGAAUUGCCUGCUUGUAGUGUGAAAUCUCAGCAAAGGGUUAAUGCAAGAACAACGCGAAUGGAAGCCGCUGAUACCAGAUAUAAUGCUGUGUUUUCCCAUGCAGGAAUAGACCCAAGUCUUGACCACUGUUUGUUACCACUCAAAACUGUGAAAAUAGAUUUUCAAAACCCCAAAAUAUGGGGAAUGCAUUUUCCUCAUAUGUAGUUGUGUAAAAUUGUGCCAAAUGUAAACUUUAAAGACCUCAUUGCUAGAAUAGGGCCUGGAGGCUGCCUCCCUGAGCCACUAAAUAUCUCUGUCUCAGUUCUGCUCCUCACCUACUAAACCCCUCAAAUCUGUCCUACAAGGAGUUCAGUCACUGGGACCUAUCCCAAAACGGUCCUUCAACGGACAUAUAAUGACCCAUGAUGCUUUUCAUUUCUACUUUUUAGAUUAGAAAAUAGUCUCAUAUAUCUAAAAUAUGACAAAUGUGUAUAAAAUAUAUAUUUAAGAUGUUCUGUUAUUUAUUUCUUGUUCAUAUCAGUGGCUUUUGGUUUUGCAAGUAGAGUACUUAAAGUUAAACUGCAAAAACUACAAACUGACCACACGUUUCUCUUGAGCAGUAACAAAACCUGCUAAAAAAAUCUAUUUAUUCUUUUAUCCAGAUAAAAUUGAAUUUUCAAACUGUUAAAAAUUCAAACCAGUAUAAAGUUAUGUAGUAACAAACUUUAAUUAAGGUAACUAUGGUACUUGCCACACCCAUAUUGGGCUUCUAUAAACCUUGUCUUUUAUGAUAUAUAUGUAAUUUCCCAAGAAAGUUUGUAUUGAGAAGUUAAAUUGAAUGUAAUGUUUCUAGAAUUUUAAGCAUGCAGCAGUUCUGGAGAAGCCUGGGAGUUGUGGCACAUUUACAUAUAUAUAUAACCAAUAGGAGGAUUGCAGAGUACAUUGGUGUAAAGUGCAAGUAGAGUGAGGUCUAUGUUAUUCAUUGUCAUUUAUAAUCAGUGUUAUUUCUGUGGGCCAAAAAGUCUUUAUUAGAGACUUGAACCUAAAAAUAACUAAAUUCAGUAUUUUAUGAUAUCAUUCACAAAUAUAUGUGUAAACAUUGUUAUACCAAGACAGAUCCCAGGGUAUUUUAGCAGGCACACUCGCUAUGUGAGUGCCAGGCAGCUAUAGUUAUUUUGUCAGUGACUAGAGACACAAAGCCCAAUGUGCCUAAAUAUAAAGAUUUAAAGAAUAUGAUUUAUUUCAUGAUCACAGACAUAAAUGUCACAAUAAUACAUUUACUAUCUAUGAAUUUCUUCAGAAAAGGUCCUGGCAAGAAACUAUGGGAAUUCCUGCAGACUGCUUCAUGGUAUAAGAAAAUGGGGAAUAGCCAUGAGAAUGACUCACAAAAAUGCAAAAAACUACAAAAAUGAUCAGCAGACACUAAAAAUGCACUCACGAUCAUUUCAAACUAUGAGCUGAACUGAGCUGUUAUGCGAUUGGCAGCAACUGAAAAUUCACAGGGGUCCCAAGUGGCCCAACACCAGUAUGAAGCUUCUCUCCUCCUCUCCUCACAGCAUUCCUGUAACUGUAAUAGCAAGAAAUGCUGUAUGUUUCUAUCAUCACAGGUAUUCUGAACUAUGGUCUGGUAACCAUGUAGGGGUCCUCAGCAUAUAUAUAUUUGUGAAUGUUGCUAGCCACUUGUGUUUCAGGCUUUUUCCAAAGAGUCAGUCUGACCAAAAAAGGCCUGAGAUUGCAAAUUCCCAUAAGAAAAGUGGAUUUUACUUAUUGCCAAACGACACAAUUCCAACCAGCAGUUCACCUGGACACCAGCGUAUCACUGGGAAAUGCCAACAGAUGUACAUAAGGCAGUUAGCAGCUCCCAGAAUGAUCGUACAGCAGUUACAGCCAUUCUUUAUGUAGUCUGGUCCUUUUCUGGAUCAAAUCAUUUCAUUUUUCUGAAAUAUAUUUUUUAUUUCACUGUGAGGCAGAUUUAUCAAAGUGUAAAAUUAGAGCUCACUACAAUAACAUUUCUAUGGGAUUUUUAGAGGCAUAUUCAGUAUAUGGUGAACUCUAACUUUCACCUACAGUAUUUAUAACACACCUGAGCUCUAAUUUCACACUUAAAUAAAUCUUAAUUUUACAUGACAAGGGUUUUUUUUGUCAAAUCGAGGCACUUACAGUGUAGGGUUCAUACAUUAUACACACUGGGGAUUCAAGUACAAUUUUUGCUAAAAUAAGAAUAAUAUGAUAUAAAAUGCCAGCAACACUCCAAAUAUUUACAGAUUACAUUAAUGCUCACCAAUGUAACAAUUUCCUUUUCAGUUAUCCUUCAUUGCAUAGGUAGUAGACUAUAAAAUGACAGCAAGGGGCAGAAUUAUAUAAGUUUGGAAUUAGAGCUCAUCUCAGAAACAUUCACCCACUCUCCGUUUCUUUAGAAUUAUCAAUGGGUGAAAGUUAGAGUUUCCUAUUUGAUAAAUACACUUCUAAAAAUCCCAUAGGAAUGAAUAACAAGUGGGUGAAUUUUUCUGUGCUGAGCUCUAAUCUCACAUGUUUAGUGUCGGACUGAGAUGCCAGGGACCCACCAGGAAACCUUGGGCCACAGGCCCACUCUCUAAACUAUUAUUCCUCCUCUCCUCCCUCAACCUCUUUAUUAUCCAAGUCUCUUCUCUAUCCUUCCGUCUUAUUUCCCUUACAGAAAUAGGGAAUGCCCAUGCAAUUGGCCAAAUAGUUAGAAGCAGCAGGGCCCACUAACACGUGGGCCCACCGGGUGUUUUCCUGGUAUCCUGAUGGGCCAGUCUGAAAUUGCACAUGUUGAUAAAUCUGCCCCCAAGUCUGUAUCCAACCUAAAAUGAAAAAUAUCUUGCUAAUUGGAAACAUUUGUAGGAUACCCUGACAUUUCUAUUGGAAGUGUUAAUGGGACAAUUUCAACUAACAAAUGUGACUGGUUCCGACAUUAAACGCUAAAACGCUACUCCUGGUUGCCAAAGUCUGUAACUUUAUGUAAGAAAACAGAUUUCCUGUGUCUUACAGUUUUGUAAUGUUUUCUAUAAAUCCCUGGGAAACAGAACUUUUCAAAUACUUUUAUAAGAAGAUAAAAAUGCUAAAUGUGCCCCAGUGUAACCAAUUGAGAGAAAGGAAGGGGAGGUCCCUACAGAUGUUCCAACACACGGCAAGAUCAGAUUUUGCUUUGUGGCUCUGUAGCCGCAGGCGCUGAGUGCAGAAAAAACUGAUCACGGUUGUGAAUGCAUUUAAUGCAUAUGAAAUUACUACGUGGCGAAUGUCUGUGGCUAUGUACCAUAACAAAACCAGGCGUCUAGGUGUUAAUAUAGCUUGUGAGUGCUGUUUGAGCAACAGUAACAGCACAAAAUUCCCAGCUUGCACUGCAUUUUCUAUUAGUUUCCUUCCAAUGAUUCCCUUAUACAUCAUCUUCAUUAUUACAUGUCAUCAGUGGGCUCUGUAAAUAUCAGUUGCAGAACUCCAAAUUAUACAAUGAAAAAUGUUUUGUAGAAUUAUAAUGUGCGAAGGACACCAGUUCUGCAGCCCCUUUAUCAAGCUUGGUAACAGAUAAGAACAAAAUGUUUCCCUCCAUCACGUGUCCGAAGCCAAUAAUAUAUAUAUAACUGCUCCACGGGUGCACUCCGAGUUUAUAUGGUAUAAACCAAGUUUACUUAUUUUGGGACAUGGCAAAUAAAAAAUAUAGUGCCAUUUGCGUAACAAAGUGUUAAAAUAAUUAUUCUGUAUACAUUUCAGUUCAUUAUUUUUAAUAAUUUAAUUAUAAUUCCAUAGGGAAAGUUAAUGAUCCCAAACUGUUCCUGUGAUUUGCUGGAGAGAUAAAAACUGCAUAAAUGGAAGUAUUUGUAAAUGGAAAGAACAAGAAAGUAUAUGAAGUUCAUCUCAAACAGACCUCCUGACUGGCCCUUGGCUAGUAGUCCUGCUGACUGCCAGGCAGGUAGAAGAGUCAUGUGACAGCACCCCCUUCCCCAGUUUAUGUGCAACAGACCUCGGCCAGAGAGAGCAAUUUGAAUGUGGAUAUAUAGCAAGUGGUUCCGUAGCAAUACCAUUCCCUCUACUUCCUGUGCCUGAUACGGGCAGGGUUUGCUAACCAUGAUGGCCUGCAGGAAAAGACAUUAAGCUUAACAUUUAAUUCUCAAACAUAGGGUAUCUACGCCUCCUAUCUUGGCUAAAUAUCAGACGUGCUGAUAUAAUUAAAAGACAUUAUUUUAUGGCCACUUUGCCUGUGAUGACAGUAGCAUAGUCCUAAAUAUCUGUGUGCCCGUGGCUGAGGGAUCAUCUCUCUCUCUCUCUCUGUAAUACUUUGACCUUUCUAAAAAAAAUCUAGUGGAAAGGGGAUGUAAUAGUUCUCUGGUUUCUACCUCCUGAUGUGAUCUCAGUGGUUGCCAAGCAACAGCACAGAAGACACUAAAAAUGUAUAAAAGUGGGGACUUUUGGGGUGGAAACAUUUCUCAGAAUGAAAACAACACAUGACUACAUCACUGGUAUUAUUCCCCCUUACAAUUUUUAAGUAAGUUAAAUGAGCCCCAACAGGUUUGGGAAAUCAUUUUUAUAUGCAUUUUAUCAUAAGGAGUUGUAUGUAUCAUUCAGUGCAGAUAUAUAGAUGCCACCUACUGCCAUUUGAAGGGAAUAUUUGAUUAACAUAAUCAUUUUAGUUCUGGGUUAAUAUUCUUCUGUUCAUGUCAAAUUCGGAUUCCACAAGCAGAACGGAAUUUUCUCCACAAUAAAUGAAAGCUAUUGUACGUAAGUAGAAGAUGGAGUGAUAGAAUAUGACAUAGAGGUCAGCGCUCCAUACGUUCCAGCCUUAAGCAGCACAUAUUUCCUGGCUAGACUGCGACUGUACGAGCUUUGCCUUGAGACGUUCCCUCAUUAUCCAGUGGUUGGUGUGGAUCAGCGAGUGAAGGUCUGACAAGCCCUGACCCUGUAUGCAUGCUUUCAGCAGCUAUUUCAUACGCAGGGGCAAGAUAUUCGGAUCUCAAAGGGGGGUCAGCAAUGCAUUUCGGUGUAUAUUGUGUGUGAACACGGUAAUGGUUUUUCUUUUCCUGUUAGAUCAGUGCUAUGCUUUGUGUAAUCAAAUAAAGAGCAUGAUUUUCGUUUCCUCAUUCCUUUGUAGUUUUGGGAUUGCAAUGUUCUGCGCAUCCUGCAGCACAAAAGGGCCCUGCGGUUUCUGAUCAAUGUUCUUUCCUAAUGUUUAACCCUUUAGCUGCCAGAAGGACUGGCUCCAUGGCUGUGCCCCUUUAGCAGCCGAAGGACUCUGUUUCUAGACAUGAGGCCAGUGGCUUGUACGUAUUUUGCUCAGAGGAUGUACUUACUGUAUCACUAGUUAAUAAUGCUAAGAAUGUUGAAUACAAUGUUUUUCUUUUCUCUUCUGGUUGACUGCAAGUCAUGCAACUGAAAAAAAUGCCAAACUGUUUUUCUUUGUAAAAAAAAAAAAAAAAUAUGUGUUCGGUUUUUCCAUACGUUUAUUAAAUUAAAACAACACUGUUA
This is a messenger RNA of Xenopus tropicalis (tropical clawed frog), 12096 nucleotides long. It is a transcript of the gene psd, whose product is annotated as pleckstrin and Sec7 domain containing. Gene Ontology annotation, molecular function: guanyl-nucleotide exchange factor activity; phospholipid binding. The record is from RefSeq and is a predicted model, not a curated record. The transcript has 18 exons. Bases 756 to 4280 code for a protein of 1174 amino acids. NCBI's taxonomy places the organism in Eukaryota, Metazoa, Chordata, Amphibia, Anura, Pipidae. Gene Ontology annotation, cellular component: ruffle membrane. Gene Ontology annotation, biological process: regulation of ARF protein signal transduction.